UCCCUUCUGCCACUCCUGAGAGCGCAAGAGAAGGACCUAGGAUUGGGUGCUUCUCCCCAGGAGGGUAAAGUCGAAACCAUCUUUUGGACUUAGAUUUUAUUUUUAUUUUUUUAUUUAAGUUUAACAACAAUCUAAGCGCUCUUCCAGACGAGUUCAGGGGAAUUUUUCCUCAUAGGGAAUGUCUUUUGCUUCAUGAGUCUGGAGUACGUUAUGGCGUUUUGCAGAACCAUUUUGGAAUAAACUGCGCACAGAAGUGAGAUCAACAGAACCAACUGAUUUGAAAGUUUGGACUUUGUGUAUUUUCUUCUAUACUAUUUAAACUAUUCUUGGGAUUGCUGAGUUUCUCGGCGGGUUCGAUGCUGUAUGGGACACCUAACGACCGAGGAUUUAAAGGCUUUUUCAUAAAGUAUACCUCGUGACCACAUCUGGAUUAUGAAAGAAAUAGAAGUGAAAAAAGAAAGAGUGAAACAUCGCCAUUAAAAAAAAAAAAAAAACAUUGGAGAAAAGGAAAUGUGGAGCAAGAGUAGCGUCUACAUUAGGAUGCUGCUGCUCUUACAAUGGAAGUGAAGAACUGUUUUACUGCCGCUGCGCUGCUUUGUCUUUUCGUUUUCUCCGUUUUCAGCCAAGACCUCAACGCUAAAGGCAGGAAUGUGUGCAAAACACCCGGAUCAUCAAGAUUGGUUUGCUGCAGUGGAUGGGGGCAGCUAGGAGAUGAAUGCCUUACACCCCUCUGUGAAGGCAACUUCACCUGUAAGGAAAACGAGGUGUGUGUCAGGCCAAAUGAAUGUCGCUGCCGACAUGGAUACUUUGGAGCCAGUUGUGAUACAAAGUGCCCUGCCCAGUUCUGGGGCCCAGAUUGCAAGGGAAGAUGCAAUUGUUAUCCUAAUGGCCAGUGUGAUGACUUGACCGGCAAGUGCACCUGCAACCACAAUCGUUGGGGACACAACUGCGAGAAUGCUUGUCAGUGCCAAAAGGGCAAUUGUGACCAAGACACAGGAAAAUGUACAUGUCACCCUGGGGUGUGGGGUCCACUCUGCCACAACAACUGCUAUUGCAGCAUAAAUUCUAUCUGCGAUGUGAGUACGGGGCGAUGUUUGUGCAAUCCUGGCUGGAUGGGGAGAAACUGUGCGACCCAGUGCAACUGUAAUGGCUCGCCGUGCGAGCAGUACACAGCACGCUGCCAGUGCAAGGACAGGAUGUGGGGUCCGCGAUGUGAUCGAUUAUGUCAAUGCAUCCAUGGCAAGUGCAACAAGGUGGAUGGCUCAUGCACCUGCACUCCAGGAUACCGUGGGAAGUUUUGCAGGGAACCUUGCCCUGCUGGAUUUUAUGGCCAAAAUUGCAGAAACAGGUGUGGACACUGCAAAGGCCAGCAGCCCUGUAAGGUGACAGAGGGCCAGUGCAACACCUGCGACAGAGGCUGGAAUGGAACACGGUGUGAUCAGCUCUGCUCCAAGGGCUUCUUUGGGGAAAACUGCCAGGAAGUGUGCCCUGUCUGUAAAGAUGGUCAUCACUGUGACCCCAUUCAUGGCAAGUGUUCUCACUGUAACCCUGGCUGGAUCGGGGACAGGUGUGAGGUGCGCUGCCCCAACGGCACAUAUGGCGAGAACUGCGAGAACAACUGUAGCCAUUGUUUUAAUGGCAUCUGUCAUGUUGUCACUGGAGAGUGCCUUUGUGACCCAGGCUUUUAUGGCACCUACUGCAAUAAGACCUGCCAGGCUGGCCAAUAUGGAGUUAACUGUAACCAGUCCUGCUCUUGCCAUGACAAGAACUGUGAUCCUGUGUCUGGAGCCUGCUUUCUCCAACCUAACCAGCGGAUGGGUGUGAUCGCAGCUGGGUCCCUGGUCUCCUUUUUACUGAUUGCCCUUCUUUCUCUACUGUGCUGCUGCUGCCUCUGUCGAGACAAAGAUGACCACAACAAAAAAGCCAAGCGGAUUUUGUGCGGACGAUUCAGCCGAAUCAGCACUAAACUUCCACGUAUUCCACUGAGGCGACAGAAACUGCCCAAAGUAGUCGUAGCACACCACGACCCAGAGAACACCUUCAACUGCAGCUUCAUUGAGCCCCCCUCUGUGGCCGACCAGCCAUCCCCCUCCUCAUGGUCUUCCCAGGAGUCCUUUUCUUCCUUUGAGAGUGGAGAUGAAGGACCCGUUUACUGUGUUCCUCAUGAAGAGUCCACAAGUGACAGCAAAGGGAAGCAGAGCCCCAACCCUGUGACAGAAAACCCAGAGGAUGACCCUUACAAGGAGGAUGCAGGGGAGUACACCUGGCUAAAAGACACAAGUGUCACCAAAACAGAGAGCAGUGAGCAGUCCCUGCUCAAGUGCUCUGACAGUGAAGUUUCAAAUAGCGGGUCUGAGUCUGCCGCCCAAUAUGCCUGCAUUGCCCGUCUCUCCAAGCAGUCUAAGGAGGAUGAUUGCAGUGUCAAGGAUGGUGAUGGUACCCCUACACCAGAUGCCAAGGGCAACGGAAAACCUCCCCCUUCACCUGGCAAGCCCAAGCCACGGCCACCAGAUCCAUCUACUAAACCAAAAGUGUCAUGGAUACAUGGAAAUGCAACAGGGUCUCAACAACCAGAGCAGCAAGGAGGAAACAGAGCACUUGCAGUGUCAAAGGAGAAAAAGAGGAGCUCCAGUGAUGGCUCAUCAAAGAAUGAAGAACGUCAUAAAAUAAAAGAAAAUAGUCGAGGCCAACAGAAAAAACGGGAUGGAAAUGAUACUGAUGCAAAUGGAUCACCAAGCAAACAUAAACUGCUACAGGGUAAAAAGUCUGGAGAUGAGCACAGCCCUCCAAGUCACAUGGAGCAAAUUACUGGUGUUGUUCAAAAUGCCCUAAAGAUGAUAAGCAGCUUCGGUAGCUCCUCGCCCGAGAAGAAGAGCAUUGAAAAUCCAAAGCAGGGCCCUAAAGAGCCACCAAAGAGCCCAAAGGUCAUCCACCCUCAUAUGAAUUCUGAAGCGGCCACUUUACUGGCUGCACAGCUCAAGGAGAAAACUCAGAGCAUCAACAGAAAUGAGGGGACUGGACUGACAAAGACCAAUGGUCUCUCCCUACCAAAAAAUAACCAGGAGAAACCCACACCUCCACAGAAAGCCAAGAGGACCAACUCCAGUGGACUUAGCCAGCAGGGCUCCACCAAACCUGUGCUGCCCACUACGAGCAACCUCCAGAAAAUGGUGGCGCCUAUUACCAACAGUUUUGGGACCCCCGAAGCCAAGAGCCCAGAGAAACAGGACUUGAAUGGUUCCAGGACGGGGGACCUGCAGGACCCUACACCGAAGAAGACUCCCAUAAAAAAGCCACCUAGGAAGAAAGGCAAGGGUGGUGCCCUUGAUACACCUGAAAGUAAAAUACCCCAGCAGAAAACAGCCAUUAUGCCACCACAGGUAGUGAAAUAGGUUUUUGAAAAAAUUCUGAACAUUUGCCAGUCACUUUUUAUAAGACUGAACUGUUUGUUUGAUGCAAGCAGCAACAUAGUUUUUUAAUCAAGAAACAGCUUGAGGGCAGUGCCUCCAGGACCAUUUAGAAGUAACAACCUCUUUGAGAUAAAAGGCACAAAAGAAUCACAUUAGGAAAGUGUUUUAUAAUAACCUUGACACCAUUGUUAAUUUCAAGAAUCAUCUCUUUGUUUCUGUACAAAUUCAAGUCAAAAUACAACCUAGUCUACACCUGAACACAACUAUCUGUUCACAGGGAUAUUAUCUAAAAGUUCAUUCAUCUCAGCUGCUGGGCAGUGAGCCCACCAUUAUAUUUAUAUAGUGCGUGGAAAAUAAGUAUUGACAUUGAAUUUUUUCUGUAGAUUCAUUUCUAAUGAGGCUUGAGACAUGAAAUUCACACUGGGUAUCUGUAACCACCUAAGUAAUCCACACAUAUGAAAACAAAUAAAACAAAUACGUCAAUGCAUCAAGUGUAAUAAAGUAGAAUGGUACAGGGAAUAAUUAUUACUGAAAUUUAUUCAAGACCUAUUAAAGAUUAUUUCAAGAUGUCUAUUUUAUGGAGAAACUACUCCAGUUUGAUUUUGAUCUAUUCUUCCACACAAACUGCCAUCAAAUCUUGGAGGCUGUGGGGGGUGAUCUUUUUAAAUAGAUUCAUGUCAGGUGACUGAUUCAAUCAGUUUUACCUUCUUUCUCUGACACAAAUUGAUUGUUUCAUUGACUGUGUGUUUAAAAUUAAUGUCUUGUUGAGAAACCAACAAUUGUUUCAUCUUUAGUUUAACCAUGUUGUGAUGGUACAUUUUUUCAUUCACCCUGCCUUUGGUUACAGUCUACCAGUAUCAUUGUUGUAAUAUAGCCCUACACCAUGAUGCUGUCACCUUCUAAACUGAUAGCAGGUGUAGGGCUAUAUUAGGCUCACUGUUGGCAUGACAUUUUGGUUCUGAUAUAUGCUGUGACCUUACUGCUCCAGAUUUGCAGUGUGCAAUGACAUUAAACAAUAAUUAAUCUUGGUCUCAUCUGACCACUUCUCCUAAUGUUCUGCAGGAAACUUUAAACAAUCUUCAAUAUGAUUUUCAUUUUGCAGUGAAGUCUUGCAAAGUGAGUGUGCAUUGAGGCCAUGGGGGACGAGUGCAUUUCUUCAUAAAAAGAACCUACCUGCUAGUUUCAUGUCUUUCUGAAGCAUUAUGCAAAUAAUCAUUGGCUCUUGGAGAACAUUGCUGAUUAUUCUUUUGACUCCUCUAUCAGAAGUCUUGCAUUUCUUUUCAGUUGGUUUAUGGUGAAAUGUUCUUUCGACUUUUAGAUGGUUCUCACUGAAACACAUUUUUAAAAAAUUACAAUUAUGUCUGUAACAAAUGCCAUCAGUGUGUUUUGGAACAAUGAGGAUCUGUUGGCCUUGAUUUAGCUUCAUACUCAUCAUGACAUGCUUCCUUUAUGAUACCUUGGUUAUAAGAAACCCUUUUAUAGGCCAUCGAUUAGGGCUAAGCCAAUAUGAACUGGCACGAUAGGCGCAGGGUUGAUUUGUAAUUAGGUUUCAGCUAUUUCUUAGUUUUCUUUGCCUUUGUGCAGCUUCUUUGGUUGUGUUCCAAGUUUUUGUCACACAUACCUUUAUUUAUAUACUUAUUUGUUUGUUUAUUUCUUUGUUCAUAUGUAGGCAUAAAUACUUAGGUUGUUGCCCACAUAUGAUGUGAAUUUCAUGUCAUUAGCCCCAUUGCAAACACAUUUACAGAGAAAAAUGUUGACACGUUCAAAAUGUAUUUCGUUGCUUUAUAAACUGUACACCUGGAAUUUAAAAACAAGGAAAAUAGCUAUUGACACGUAAUACACAGAUACUGAGAGUAAGUAGUUGGUGCUCUGAUGACUAGAAGCUAGCAUUUUUCUGUGUUCUUUUCUUAUUUCCUUGGAACAACAUCUCUACACCAAAGCUUUUCAAGAUAAUCCCAGCCUCAAAGGUUUUCAUAACUGAAGAUUGUCUACUUUAGGUCUGAUAUUUAAGAUUUUAAAUGAAUCUAACACAGCUGACAAUUUUAUGAGAUUCUGUGGCCAUCUUUAUUAAAGAAAUACAUUUCAAUAUCCAUCACUCUCAAAAUAAAUAGGAAAGUAAACUAGUUGCCUUAAGGUUCACAAAAAUAUAUGAGAAAAUAAUAAUUAUAAUUCCCUGUUAAGAAUUUUAACUUCAUUAAGCUUCCCUCAAUUUGAAGCUUUACUGUUAAAUGUAUUUUACAUCCCACCAAUCGGCCAAGUUUGUCAGAUAACAUUUGUUGGAUCACAGGGCUCCCGUUUAUGCUUUUGCUAAGAUGAGAAUGUGCUCUCACUGUAUUUUUCCCUAGUCAGCUGAACCCCUAAGCUAAGGAAUUAUACUCCAAACUAUGUAAUUUCCUUAGUUUCUGCUUAUUCAGCAUUCUGUCAUCAGUCUCUUUGCUCCGUCAUGAAACUAACCCUUUGUCAAAUUUUCAUUUUGCCUAGAUGUCAGUAAGAUAAAUGUGUGACAAAAAUAGCUGAAUCCAUGGCUUAUUUCCCCAAGAAUUAUUUAAUACCAGCAGAUUUAUGCUAAAUUUAGGAGGAUGUUUGCAUAUUCUUUCUUUUGGCUAAAACUGAGACCUAAAUGGUACUUUUUCUUGUGUGUAAAACCAAAGCUAUGUUUGCCAAAUGAUUUUACCAGUGUUUACUUUAAGUGCUGAUCCCAAAAUGAGUACAUUAAUAUCCAUGAAAGUAUUGUUGUGGAAUACAAAUAACAGAGUAAUUAAGUUUGAAGUCAAGUAGGAAAGAAAGCUAAUCUAAAAGCAGAUUUUACAACUUGAACUAUGAACAACUAGUGAAGUAGGAAGUGAUAAUACUCUCCCUUUGGUAUGUUUUUUGAGAUGGAAUAUAUCACAUUAACAAAAUCUUUUUUCAUCAAGGUACACGUCAUUUCUUUAUUUUUACUUUACAUUUUUCUUGUAUACGUUGUGUACUUACUUAUGAUCUUUGUAAGCUGUGCUUAUAUGACUGUGUGGUUCCUGUUUUGUUUUGAUUUUUUUGUCAGUGAACUGGCUUUCAUAUAGUAUUUGCUUUGUUUUGUUUUGGUGUGUUGCUUAUUUUUGGCUCUCAACCAAAUCUGCAGUAAGAGUACUUUCCUUCUGUAAAGUUUACAUUGGCUUUGUAAUUGUUCUCUGUUGAUGUUAUUGUUUGUGUAACACUUAACUGCAUGAUGCAGAGUGUAAUUAUAUGGCAUUAUAGCUGCAGAGGAAAUCUGUAACCUUCCUGCUCCCCUCCAUUUGUUGUUACAGUCUCCCAUAAGCAAAUCUCAUACAAAAAGAGAAUUGUACAAUACUACCAUAAUACCACUGUUGUAACAAGUGCAUAUGCUUUAAACCAUAAUACUGUAUAAUUAUUUAGUUGCAAUAUUUUGCCUGACUGGCCCUUGCCUGUUUUCAUUGCCUUACAAUGCUUUUUUUGUAAAGAAGGGCCUAAAAAAACUGCAAAACUGUCACCAGCUGUAAGGUAUAUUUUGUUGUUUUGUUUUACUUCAACUUUGAUUGCCUUUAUUGUAUGGCUGUUAAACUCUGUGUGUCAUUUAGUUCUUUUGAAUAAAAAAGCUAUACAUGUAGCCAAAGUGAAACCA
Messenger RNA from Girardinichthys multiradiatus, 7029 nucleotides. RefSeq names its product scavenger receptor class F, member 2 (gene scarf2). The record is from RefSeq and is a predicted model, not a curated record. The transcript is spliced from 11 exons. Gene Ontology annotation, molecular function: scavenger receptor activity. NCBI's taxonomy places the organism in Eukaryota, Metazoa, Chordata, Actinopteri, Cyprinodontiformes, Goodeidae. The coding region runs from base 558 to 3392 and encodes 944 amino acids.